GUGAAGUGUCAAAUUCGAGGAAGAGAAGAUGUGGUCGUCAUUAUGGGAAACAGCCAAGCUAACACCAUUUUCAACACCUUUUACAACGGUUAGGUGUCAGGGUCAAGAUGAGAGUAUGCAAUCGCUCGUUAAAAAUCGCAACAUCUCAGCUGCCUCUACGGAUGCAGGUGACAGUUGCGAAUUUGGUUCCAACAAAUAUUUCAUGUUAUGCGGACUUGGAGGAAUUUUGUCUUGUGGAAUAACUCAUACCAUGGUUACUCCAUUGGAUUUAGUAAAAUGCCGUAUUCAAGUAGACCCAGCUAAAUAUAAAUCAGUUUUCAAUGGUUUUCGAGUAACUUUAGCUGAAGAUGGAACUAGAGGUUUGGUAAAAGGUUGGGCACCAACAUUUUUUGGUUAUUCUAUUCAAGGAAUGUUCAAAUUUGGUCUUUAUGAAGUCUUUAAAGUUUAUUAUUCCGCUCUUGCUGGCGAAGAGUUAUCUUAUGAAUACAGAACUACCUUAUACCUCAUUUCUUCGGCAUCUGCAGAAUUCUUUGCAGACAUUGGUUUAGCUCCACUCGAAGCCGCUAAGGUCAGAAUUCAGACCAUGCCAGGCUUUGCAAAUACCUUAAGAGAGGCAUUCCCAAAGAUGUAUGCAGAUGAAGGUUUUGGUGGUUUUUACAAAGGUCUGGUACCUUUGUGGUUGCGUCAAAUUCCAUAUACCAUGAUGAAAUUCUCAUGCUUCGAACGUACCCUUGAAUUAUUGUACAAGUAUGUGGUACCUAAGCCAAGAUUAGAAUGUAGUAAGGGUGAACAGUUAGUCGUUACUUUUGCUGCGGGUUAUAUUGCUGGUGUAUUUUGUGCAAUUGUUUCUCAUCCUGCUGAUUCCGUUGUUUCCAAGCUAAAUCAAGAAAAAGGAGCUACAGCUGGUGAUGUAUUGAAAAAACUUGGUUUUGCUGGUGUGUGGAAAGGACUGGGACCUAGGAUUAUUAUGAUCGGUACUCUUACAGCGGCACAGUGGUUCAUUUAUGAUGCAGUAAAAGUUUGGUUACGUAUGCCACGUCCACCACCACCAGAAAUGCCAGAGUCUCUCAAAAAGAAGUAUGGUAUUGCUUAAAUACUAUACUUGGUUAACUUUUUAAUUGGAUCAUUGAAAGAUCACAGUUAGAAGAUAAACCAUAGGCAAAUUCAAUUAAUUUCAUACAAUACAUUGUUGAACAAUGUCCAACAAUUUCCUUUUUUGUGUAUUUAUUCAUCAGUAAAUUAAUAAACUCAUCAGUGAAGGCAACACUGCCAGACUAUUAGAAGUGAGAAUAAACUGUAAUAUUAUUCCACGACGGAAAAAAAAAA
Messenger RNA from Vespa mandarinia (Asian giant hornet), 1326 nucleotides. RefSeq names its product Mitochondrial phosphate carrier protein 1 (gene Mpcp1). Gene Ontology annotation, molecular function: phosphate transmembrane transporter activity. NCBI's taxonomy places the organism in Eukaryota, Metazoa, Arthropoda, Insecta, Hymenoptera, Vespidae. Gene Ontology annotation, cellular component: mitochondrial inner membrane. The record is from RefSeq and is a predicted model, not a curated record. Gene Ontology annotation, biological process: mitochondrial phosphate ion transmembrane transport.